GCUUCAUUUAUUUUUUCUUUGCUGGAAAAUGCGUUGGAUUUCUCUGUAUUAUGUCUAAAGGUCAAUCAAAACAAAACACUGGCCAUCCACCUCCUUAUCUGGCUUGAAUGGAUGUUAAUAGGAGGGUGCAAUAUUACGACGUGUGGUUUCUGGUGCGAGUUGUCUUGGAGAUAUCAGUCGGAUGAGGCCCUGGGUUUGUCUAAAGGUCGCGGCGGGUUCCCCGCGCUUUGUGUUCUUAACUUCUGGGUGUAUAUGCUGGGGAGCAUCCGAAUUGUCGACAUAUGUUUUCCCAUUAGCUGACGAGCAAUAAAAUACAAGUCGCAUAAUGAUCGCCACCGGGCAGCAUCCAGAGCGCAUACCGUUGGGAAUUACAAGAUGAUUAAGGCUUGACCUUUUGUGCUUUGGAAUUUUAUGUGUUAUUUUUAUCUGACGUUUUUAUCCAUCACACAGAUUUAUUUAAAUAUCAUAAAUAAAGGAACAGAGUUCAAGGCCAAUAAACCUUAAAUGCAGCUGUACUUAUGUUCAAGAGCCUGUUUAAUCCACUUAAUCCUGGAAUUACAGAAGAUAGAGAGGAUGAUAAUGGAUUUCCCAUUAUUCUGGACCUUGUUUAAGUAAGAUUAUUACACAUUAGUUCGCAACCGAGGUCACUGUAGAAUACAUUUCCGUUAUUCUGACCAUUAGUUAAUUUGCAUUUAAGUUACAGCCUUGUAAAAAAUCUUUAUGCUUUAUGUUAAUAUUAAAUGCAGCCUACUGCCAUGUGUUGUAACCCACAACCUGAACUCAACGGGGCUGUAGCGGCUGCAGGAUUUGUUGCCAAAUACAAACAAGAGAAAAAACACUGUAUGUCAGUUUUAAUAUGUUAAGAAUCAUGCGCGCUCACGUCCUCGUGCCCGCGCAUAGCCCUUAGCUACCUUAAAAUGAAGCCUCCCUUGAAGGGUAAACUAGUAGAGUCCAAUUUUAUCUGAGUGAUAUCCAAAUGCAGACAGAAAGGGUCGUUUUAUCAUGCUACUAUUUGUCGUGACGAUGCGAUUUUCAAAAGCAGAGCAGUGUCAUAAAGUGACAUGCCUGCCACAAGUGCUCCAACUGAUCUUUUCAAUUAGCCUUCCAUGCAUGAUCCGAGGCGACUUCCGCCUAUUUCCAGAAAUUAAGCUCAAACUUGACGUGCAGCUAGCUUUAUUUUAAAGACAAAUGUCAGGCAGGCUCAUCAUAUUUUCCCCUCUUCUAUAUUUGGAGCUUAUUUAUUGCUAAGGAGCUGGCGCUCCCGGAGUCAAACUAACGGUGAGCGUCAGUGGGGAAGGGAGUGAGAACAGAAACGCAGGCACUCCGGGGAGGCUUCGGUUUGAUUUGGUUCAAGGCUUGGUGGUGCAUCGCUUUCACUCAUUGGACUUUUGUUAUCGCUGCGAGAUCCAAAUAAUUAGGUCACAGCGGCGUGAACCAGCUUGGUGGUGUAUUUGUUAACGGAAGACCAUUGCCGGACUCAACCAGACAGAAAAUCGUUGAGCUCGCUCACAGCGGUGCGCGGCCGUGCGACAUCUCCAGGAUCCUGCAGAUGCAUGUUGAUGCAAAAGUCCAAGUGCUGGACAAUGAACACGUGUCAAAUGGGUGCGUGAGUAAGAUCCUGGGCAGAUAUUAUGAGACUGGCUCCAUCAGACCAAGGGCAAUUGGAGGCAGCAAACCGCGGGUAGCAACGCCCGAAGUGGUCGGUAAAAUCGCACAGUACAAAAGGGAGUGUCCCUCAAUCUUUGCCUGGGAAAUCCGCGACAGACUUCUGUCAGACGGCGUGUGCACCAACGACAAUAUACCUAGCGUAAGUGUGUCGUCGAUAAACAGAGUCCUUCGCAACCUGGCUAGCGAAAAGCAACAGAUGGGUGCAGAUGGCAUGUAUGACAAGCUGAGAAUGCUCAACGGGCAGACGGGCACGUGGGGAACCCGCCCGGGGUGGUACCCUGGAACUUCUGUACCCGGGCAACCAAAUCAAGAUGGAUGUCAGCCGCAGGAUGGCCCAGGAGAAAACACAAACUCCAUUAGCUCUAACGGGGAGGACUCUGACGAAACCCAGUUGCGACUCCAGUUGAAGAGAAAGUUGCAGAGAAACCGGACAUCAUUUACACAAGAGCAGAUUGAGGCUCUGGAAAAAGAAUUUGAAAGAACUCAUUAUCCAGAUGUUUUCGCAAGGGAAAGAUUGGCAGCCAAAAUUGAUUUACCUGAGGCAAGAAUACAGGUGUGGUUCUCAAACAGGAGAGCAAAGUGGAGGCGAGAGGAGAAGCUGCGGAAUCAGCGUAGACAGGCCAGCAACCCCUCCAGUCACAUCCCCAUCAGCAGCAGCUUCAACACAAGUGUCUACCAGGCCAUGCCACAGCCCACAACACCAGUGUCUUUCACAUCAGGGUCCAUGUUAGGCAGACCGGAUACAGCCCUCACAAACACGUACAGCGGGUUGCCUCCUAUGCCAAGUUUCACAAUGGGCAACAACCUGCCUAUGCAACCCAGCCAAGCAUCCUCCUACUCCUGCAUGCUGCCCACGAGUCCGUCUGUGAAUGGGCGGAGCUACGACACGUACACCCCCCCUCAUAUGCAAGCACACAUGAACAGCCAAUCAAUGGCCCCUUCUGGUAACACCUCAACAGGACUCAUCUCCCCAGGAGUUUCUGUCCCAGUCCAAGUUCCUGGCGGCGAGCCUGACAUGUCUCAGUACUGGUCAAGACUACAGUAAGGAGAAGAGCUACUUCACCCUUUGACUCUCUCACGAGACAUCUGAGACACGGCACCGCUAUCUCUCCGGCAGUAUUCUAUGUACAUGUCAGCGCACACACACACACACACACACACACACACACACACACACACACACACACACACACACACACACACACACACACACACACACACAGACAACAGCAAAAGGAGGACCUGGAGGGGACUAUUUUGUUUCGGAAUUGUGCACUGUUCUGUGACUUUUGGGACUCAUGAAAACUUGAAGAAGAGAAAACAAAAAAAAGGCAAAACACGGAGAGAAAGAAAAAAAUCAACUUGGACAGCCUUUCAUGGAACAGAGCAAACAAACAAACUAAAUCAAGCGUACCAACGUUUUUUUCUUCAUUUCCAUCUUUUUGGUGUAUUUCUAUAGUUUCAUUUGUAUGUUAUGACGUAAACAUGAGAACAACUCCGGAUGGACAGACGGGAAACCUUGAUGGUCUUUCACUAAUUUAUACUGGCCGGAACCCUGAGCGACUGUCCCAUGGUGGCUUUUCAGUAAGCUUAUAUCAAGAACCUCUACCAGACUUUUGCACAGAUGCAUAUCACCCCAGUUCAACUGGAGGGAAAGACACUUGUUUGUGAGCCCUUUUAUCUGUCAGCUGGUUGGUUUUCCUUUCCAAAAAAAAAAAUGUUGGCUUAAGGAUUUCCCCAUUUCAACCUACCCAUAUUGGCUUUUGUCCUUAUCUUUGGUUGCAUUCAAAGACAUUGUGUAUUCUAUGGACAGUGGAAUUGUUGAAAAGUAAUAUCAUUUUUCGCUUUGGGGUUGUAACAAGCCUCGGUUCAAGUACAAGCGCAAAGGUUUUGUUGGGUAGAUUGAGUUUGGGUAAACUGUCUGUGCUGAGCAAUAACUACUGAGAUAUAAAAUGUGUGUGUGGGGGGGAUGGUUGCUCAAUGGUAGACUGUGGCAUUGAUUUAAUCCAACUUGUUUAUGUCCAAUUGUAAGUAUUUGUCUUCCCUAGGAAUCUCCCUAAAUAAUUUCUACAAUAAAAGUUACUUUCAUUUGUAUUGCCCCAAGAAUAUUCUAUACAUUUUAUACAAAUUUUCAUGCAUUGUAAAAAAAACAACCGUUCUUUAGGUAAGGUACAAGUUGUCUCUUAGAUAUAGCUGUAUUAUAGUGUCCUGCUGUCAAAUGAUUUUGUGCAACUAGAAAUAUUUAAUUCCUAUAAUUAUGAUUACAGAUGCUUGACAGAGUUUUAAACAUAAGUGUUUGGCAGUUGUUUACAAGUACAUAUCAGAAUUAACCAUUGUUGAUUGUAAAAACAGACCAAAGCCUUUGUAUUUCAUCUCUUACACAACAUUUUGUUUUUAUAUAUAUUUGUCUUGUGUUGCAAGCAUUUUUGUAAGCAUUUGUUUUACAUUCUAUUACAAUGGCUUCGAGUACAUUUUGACUGCCGACUAAUCACGCAGUCUUUUACUUAUAAUUGAAGACCAUGUCUAUCAUGCUUUGCGUUCUGCAUUUUGAAGUGUACCUGGGGCAUGAGCACGUCAGGGGUUCUGCGUCAGUUUCAUGCUUUGGAGAAAGAAAGGUCUACACUGUCUCUCAAAUAUUUCAAUUUUAAUUUUAUUUAAAAUGGAGCUUUCUAAAUGUAUUUUGUGAAAAAUAUAAAAAAACAUUUUGUACAGUACAACAAGUGUCUUGAUGAGAGCUCUCUUUCAACGUUGUCAGUGUUGCCAUAUAAAUAUUCAAUUCCACUGGUUGAAUUAUUUCAAAUAGGAUCCCUUCAAAGUGAUCUAAUGGUGCUCUCAAAGCUACACAACACAGACACAGGCGAGAUCUGUCCAAAAGCCCACCUUAUAACCACAAAAAAAACCUUCACAGACAAAAGCACCAACCGACUCCAUACAACACAAGCACUACAAAAAACACAGGCACAAUGGAAAGGCCAAACCAUUCACCAGUGCAGGCCCUUGUUUUGGUGGAGUUACGAUGGUUUAAAAAAAAAAAGGAGGAGGGAGCGAGGGAACGAGAGAAAGGGAGGGAGGGAGAGAGGGGGGGUGGAGGGAUAAAGCAGUCUGUGCCUUGGGCGAGUUGGGGGAGCGAUGGAGCGAUUGUGUGGCAGAAUGAGUUAUUUUGCUUCACUUGCUAUCUCAGCAGGGGGGGAGGGAGGGAGGGGGGAAGAAGGGGAGAGAGGGGAGCUCUGGGCCAGAGCUGGGUCAGGCUGGGCUCACAGGACUAAAGGAUUGUGGGAUUGUUCCCAUCUCUCUUUCUCCCCUCUCAUACACAUUCACAGUGCCAUUUUCAGCCUUGCUCAGCUCUACUUCAAGCCUUAGUGCGUGUAACAAUAUGAUACAGAGAAGCACAGACACUGAAAACACUGUUACUGCUAUUUAUGAUCAGGCAACCUGGAGUGGCUCCUAAAAUGUCAUGUUGAUCGAACCUUUGAUGAGUAAAUAGCGUAGAGAGAUAGGAUGGGCAGGAUCUCGCCUUCAUCAGGUGACAGGUACAAACAUUGGGACGGAUCAGAGUAAACAACAAAAGUCAACACGGAAAGCUUUUUCAUCAUGUGCUUAGUAAUUUUGCAUAAUGUUUGCUUU
Molecule: messenger RNA, 5292 nt
Organism: Clupea harengus (Atlantic herring)
Lineage: Eukaryota; Metazoa; Chordata; Actinopteri; Clupeiformes; Clupeidae
Gene: pax6b
Product: paired box 6b
Biological process (GO): regulation of transcription by RNA polymerase II; anatomical structure development
Molecular function (GO): RNA polymerase II cis-regulatory region sequence-specific DNA binding; DNA-binding transcription factor activity, RNA polymerase II-specific
Source: RefSeq, a predicted model, not a curated record